AUGCCAUUCUUCAGCGACGCACGCAAGCGGCGCAAGUUUGCAGAGUCUCCAGCUUCUUUCCCUCCUGUCUAUCCCUCAAACCCUCCCCCUUGCGCCAUCAACACCUCGACCACAGUUUACCAACCACAGCCGGCUCAAUCGACCCCGCAGGCUGAUCCGUACAAUGGCUGGCCCUGGCACUCAUACAUGGCUUCGACCGUUUCCCUCCCACCGACUCGGACUAUGCAGAAUGAUUACAGACCAGAACCCCUACAGCCUCAAUUGACCUGGUCACACACUGAACCGCACCUGAUGUAUCCUCAACGGCCGCCAGAACCGGCCAGCAGAGUGGACUGGCGCACUCAGAUUGGGGACAAGUUUGGCGACGUGAUAUCCUUGAUUGACGAAGAGGCGUUUCCUGGUUCUACCCGGGAGCUUGAGAUCACAAUCCCAGAGUCGCCUUCUCCAGAUUAUCCUGAAUCAUAUUCAGCGAAUCGAGACGGAACCAGAUCAGUCACUGGGAAUGAGAAGGCUCGACCCAAGCCGAAGAGAUGUGGACAAGAGAAGCAGGUCAAUGUCUUCGCGAAGGUCGAUCGAUACAUGAAUUCUCGGUUACCCGUUUCUUUGCCACCACUCAGGGUAUACAUACCAACCUAUCCUCUUCUCUGUUUGGCGGCUCAAUACUCGGCCAGUGCAUAUUACUCCCCUCAAUCAGCCUCGGAACGCAAGGAUUUCGUCUCUGCCGAUGGUCGGUCAGGAGCAAAAGCAAUGGUGAUCAAGUCUAUUCCAUGUGACGACAAGAAGACAGUAGUUUUCGCCAUCCGAGGGACGAGCAUGUUCAGCAUACGCGAUUGGGCCGUCAAUCUGAACACUGAACCGGUCACACCAGCUGGAUUUUUGGACGAUCAAGGAAACCUCUGUCACUCAGGGUUCCUGAAGGUGGCCAAAGCCAUGGUCAAGCCUAUUGCGGCAAGACUCAGGCACCUUUUGGAAGAGAAUCCAGGUCGAACGGCCUGUUCCCUCCUCAUCACUGGGCAUAGCGCUGGCGGAGCUGUGGCAAGCCUUCUGUAUGCUCACAUGCUCGCGGAGACUGUACAGUCCGAGCUCAACAUUCUUACAGGGUGCUUUAAGAGAGUACACUGUGUGACGUUCGGCUCUCCUCCCAUCAGCCUUUUGCCGUUACAGAAACCCGAGACGGCUGAUGGAAGAUUACGUAAAUGUCUCUUCCACUCCUUCAUCAACGAAGGCGAUCCGGUCGUUCGGGCAGAGAAGGCAUAUGUCAGGAGUCUUGUCGAUUUACUCUCGAGCCCGAUGCCUUCAUUGGCGCCCGAGAGACCUACAGCAUCCCCACUCACUAUGCUGGGAGCUUCGAUGUCAAAACUUGACCUCUCGUUGAAUCCCAUAAAGAAACCGAAUCCUCCGAAAUCCAAACCACCCAAACUUCCAACCCGGAAGCUAUGGUGGGAAGUUCCGCCUGCGACACUCUCAAAUGCUGGUCGUUUGGUCGUCUUGCGUGUGCCGGACAGGGGCAAGGAGCCUGAUGUGACGGCUUCUAUUGUUAAGGACGAACAAUUACGACGAGUUAUUUUUGGAGACCCACUGGCUCAUUCAAUGGACCUGUAUGCCAGUCGAAUUGAGACUCUAGCUUUCCGUGCCGUCACUGGCAAAAGCGGAGUGUAUUGA
This is a messenger RNA of Rhinocladiella mackenziei CBS 650.93, 1662 nucleotides long. RefSeq lists its product as uncharacterized. The transcript has a single exon. The record is from RefSeq and is a predicted model, not a curated record. NCBI's taxonomy places the organism in Eukaryota, Fungi, Ascomycota, Eurotiomycetes, Chaetothyriales, Herpotrichiellaceae. The coding region runs from base 1 to 1662 and encodes 553 amino acids. Gene Ontology annotation, biological process: lipid metabolic process.